AUGGAAGCAACAUUAGCCCCUCUAGUUGAAGCUUUGAAAGCAAAGAAGAAGGUGUGUCUAUUCACAGGCGCUGGCGUGUCCACGGCAGCCGGAAUCCCUGACUUUAGGAGUCCAGAAACUGGAUUGUACUCCAACUUGGCGAAACUCAACCUCCCCUUUGCUGAAGCUGUCUUUGACAUCGACUUCUUCAAAAAGGAUCCAAAACCAUUUUACACAUUAGCUGAAGAGCUUUUCCCUGGCAAAUUUGCUCCUACAAAGUUUCACUACAUGGUGCGGAUUCUCCAAGAGAAGAACUUAUUGAAACGUGUUUACACGCAAAAUAUAGAUAUCUUGGAUAGGCUAGCUGGAGUCAAGGACGAAUUCAUUGUUGAAGCUCACGGAUCAUUUGCCACAAGUCGCUGUAUCGACUGCAAAAUGGAAGUACCAAUAGAGAAAGUGAAGCUGGAUAUCCCAAAGGGGGUUCCCACUUGUGCCAAGUGUGGUGGUUUCAUUAAACCUGAUAUCACAUUCUAUGGUGAAGGGUUACCAUCAAAGUUUUUUGAGACCUGGGACAAAGACUGUGAUGACGUUGAAGUCGCUUUGAUCUCGGGUACUUCGUUGACCGUAUACCCCUUUGCUUCCUUACCAUCCAGUGUGGAAAAACGUUGUCUUCGAGUUUUGGUGAACAGAGAGAAAGUUGGUGAUUUAGGUCGACGGAAGAAGGACAUUGUUGCGCUCCUGGAUUGUGAUGAGUUUGCCGACACUUUGACCUCUUUACUUGGUUGGAAAGAUGUUCUUGAUCGGUAUUAUGAAGAAGGGCAGAAGAAGUGUGGAAAGAGUAAGUCAAUUGAAGAGGAAUUAGAAAAGAUUGAGGACCGGUUGGAAAAGGAACCGGUCUCUGAGAAAAACAACAAGGAUGGUAAUGUGGAUCGCCAAGAAGGCGAUGAGGAGUUAGAAGAGUUGAUCAACAAGCUAAAGAUUUGA
Lodderomyces parapsilosis is the source of this 963-nucleotide messenger RNA. It is a transcript of the gene HST2, whose product is annotated as histone deacetylase. Gene Ontology annotation, molecular function: histone deacetylase activity, NAD-dependent; NAD+ binding. The transcript has a single exon. The record is from RefSeq and is a predicted model, not a curated record. The coding region runs from base 1 to 963 and encodes 320 amino acids. Lineage: Eukaryota; Fungi; Ascomycota; Pichiomycetes; Serinales; Debaryomycetaceae.